Molecule: messenger RNA, 3237 nt
Organism: Histoplasma mississippiense
Lineage: Eukaryota; Fungi; Ascomycota; Eurotiomycetes; Onygenales; Ajellomycetaceae
Exons: 3
Coding region: 1-3237 (1078 amino acids)
Biological process (GO): regulation of DNA-templated transcription
Molecular function (GO): histone acetyltransferase activity
Source: RefSeq, a predicted model, not a curated record
AUGGCGGCGACUGUGCCGGCCACUUACGGAAAUACCAGCAUCGAUCGACAGCCAGAACUGGUAGAUAGUGACCAAGAUGCUGAAGGCGAUGAAGAUGAUGAAUUGUAUCCAACCCUCACACAAUCAGCGACUGUAAUACCACAAGAGAAUAUCGGUACCCCUCUAACGAUUGGAAAUGGCGACGAGAUAAUUGAAGCUAGUGAACGAGAAGAGAAUGACGGGGGUGGUGUUGGGGAGGUCCAUAAACCUGAGACGAACCAUAGGGAUGAUGUUGCUGAUGUGGAUGAGGAUGAGGAUGCGGAUGCUGAUGCAGACGAGGAGACCGAGGCCAUCGGAGCUGUGAAGUUCCCAGAUGGCAAUGCUAAAUCCGAUAGCGAUGAUGAGGACGACGAUAUUGACGACCCGGAUGUUGAAUUCGAAAACGAAUCCAGCGAUGUCAAGGCAGGCUCUGAUGGCGAGUCAUCUGAAGAGUCGGAAGUAGAUGAAGAAUGGGAGGCCGAAAGCAACGACGGAGAAGAUGCAGACGCAGAUGCGUUAAAUCCCAACAAUUGCAUAGUCUGUGGACAAGAUGAAGAACACGAUCCUAGUGAAGAGUUCGAGGAAUAUUUAUCAUGUGCCGUUUGUGGUGAUCAUUCUGCUGAAAAUUGGAGAUGCCCUAGUUGUGUUAACAACAAGCUAGAGCCUGAUAAACACGAAAGGACUCCAUCCCGGCGGAGAUCAGGCACAUCAAACAUUGCAAUCGAUCUACUGCCCGCUCAUAGCGAAGCGUUAGGCCCAGAGUCCCACUCUAUUUUCAGUUCGUUAAUUGUCGAUGAUGAUCCAUUGGAUGGCUCUAGGUCACUUCGGAAGCGGAGGGCAUCCGACGAGGGUCCAGAAGGGAAUAUGGUUACUCAAAAACGACAAAAGAAAAUUCCCGCUAGAUUCGAGGGGAUGAUUCCCACUCCCUUACCUAGGAAUAUGAAAACAGCACAAGCACUGAUCGAACAUUCCACCGAGAACAAUGUUACUAGCCGCCAGUCAAGACCACGAAGAACGCGGAAAACUGAAAAGGCCCUCUGUAACAUUGUUCAACGUCAGGCAGGAAAGAUUAUUCUUUCAUUUCACCUAAACAGUACGAAAUUAAAUAGAAUUUUGAACUCACGGCAAAAGCAAAUCUCGAGACGGAGGCCGCCAAAACCACCUCCAGUGGUUGAAUCUCCCCAAAUUCCUUUUCAACCCAUCGCCCCCUCAGCAUACAGCGCUCCAUUUUACGCCUUCCACGAUCGAGAAAACGAUGAGCUCAAAUCGAAGCCCUACGGUGGAAUAUUAUCGGAAGCUGAUGCUGACACUUCAAGAACACUCCCUCUUGCUGCAGAUCGGGAGAAGUUCGAGGCCGCUCGCCAGAAAGCCGAAGAAGAAUGGAGACAGAAAAUGGCGGCUGCUGCUGAUCAUCCUGGAGAAUCCGCACCACGUGCAAAAAUCUCCGGGCCACCAAGCAAAAUAAAGUACAUUAGCUUUGGUGGCUAUGAGAUUGAAACGUGGUAUGCUGCGCCUUAUCCAGAAGAAUACAGUAGAAACAGAGUGCUCUACAUUUGCGAAUUCUGUCUCAAAUAUAUGAAUUCGGAUUUUGUUGCCUGGCGUCACAAACUGAAAUGUCCAGCGAAACAUCCUCCCGGAGACGAAAUAUACCGAGAUGGGUCAGUUUCAGUUUUCGAAGUCGAUGGUCGCAAGAAUCCAGUAUACUGCCAAAACCUUUGCUUGCUUGCGAAAUUAUUCCUAGGAUCCAAAACGCUCUACUACGAUGUCGAACCGUUUCUUUUCUAUGUCAUGACAGAAUAUGAUGAGUUAGGUUGCCACUUCGUUGGCUACUUUAGCAAGGAGAAAAGGCCCAGCUCAUCCAAUAAUGUGUCAUGCAUCUUAACACUCCCCAUUCAUCAACGGAAAGGCUACGGGAACCUCCUGAUAGAUUUCUCCUAUCUCCUAACGAGGGUGGAACGAAAAACAGGGUCGCCAGAAAAACCGUUGUCAGAUCUGGGUCUAGUAUCAUACCGCAAUUACUGGCGUCUCGUCUUGUCAUACCAGCUGCGAAAUCAGAAAUCUCCUGUGAGUAUUGCCGAGCUUUCAGAGCGCACUGGCAUGACAGCGGAUGAUAUCGUGUCAGGCUUGGAAGGACUGCGGGCUCUCGUCCGGGAUCCCCAGACCAAAACAUAUGCCCUGCGACUAAAUUACGCCUAUUUUGAAGAGUAUAUUCGAAAUUGGGAGAAGAAAAAUUAUAUACGACUCAAUCCAAAUGCUCUUGUCUGGACUCCUUAUGUUAUGGGUCGCAGCAAUCAGUCACAUUAUGACCGGGCACCAUUACAUACUGUUGCUCCGCGUGAUGAGCCCGAUGCGGACGACGACAUAGAAGGCAACGGAGAUAGCAAUGUGUAUACCAACCGGGUAGAAAAUAUGAAUGGCGAUACAAGUAGCAUGCAAGAUGGAUUCGUCAACGGACACAGUCACGCCAGAUCUCUAUCACCUCCAUUUGAUCCCCCUGGCCCGCCAUCAAUGAGUGUGAUGCCUUUUGAUGGUGCCUCAUUGAGGCAAGCCAAUGGUGUCAGGACCCCGUCAGUGUCCUCCAUGAUGCAAAACCCAGCAGCCGGCAUUCCACCCACGCGGUUCGAAAUAUUCCCCCCGAUCCCAGGAACGAUUACCAAACGUCGACCUGGUCGCCCCUUCGGCUCAACUCGUGCUAAUAAGUUCAGAGGACGCACGACUACAACCACUGCUCCCACUACGGCACGAACAAGUGGCCGCAGUACUCCAAAGCGAACGGCCAGCCAAGUUAUGGGUACUCCGACCCCUUCUAGCAGAACAAUUGGUCUCCGAAGAGGGCGAAGUAGUAGGUUCCUUGACCCCAAUGAUGCUGAUGAAGUAAUGGGUGACGGUAUUGAGAGCAGGGAGGGUGCCGAACUUGAACAGUUGGAAAGUCCGACACUUCAAUCUACUGAGGUGGAGGCAGCCAAUACGGAGAUUGGCGCCAAUGCUACACCUGAGUCGCACGCCGCUGCAAGCAAUAAUGGCAGAGCUACUGGCGCACUUGAGAAUGGCAACACAAAUGUCGACAAAGCUGCUUGCGCCGUCCCGCCAUCUGGAGACAACAAAGUCAACAAGCACCAAGCCACAGAUUUGGAUAUCGUGGACCAUGAAAGGUCCCAGGAAGCUAUCCAGGGGCCUGAAAAUCACCAGUCGAUAGAUGGCAUUGAUGAACAUACUUGA